Molecule: messenger RNA, 1452 nt
Organism: Macadamia integrifolia
Lineage: Eukaryota; Viridiplantae; Streptophyta; Magnoliopsida; Proteales; Proteaceae
Product: probable calcium-binding protein CML41
Exons: 1
Coding region: 319-915 (198 amino acids)
Molecular function (GO): calcium ion binding; enzyme regulator activity
Source: RefSeq, a predicted model, not a curated record
CUUUCUCAAUCGAUAACCCCAACGCAGCUGCCAUGCAGUUUCCUUUCACGCGGAACUCUGACGCAAAACACAAAUCUUUCCUCGGCAGUCAGCGAGUCUUUCUCAUACGUAACUUCUUUGCAAUUCUUCUGCUAUACUCAAUUCUUUCCCAAAACCGCAAGUCUCUUUAAAAGGAAAAAAAAAAAAAAUAAAUAAAUAAAUUACCUUUACGUUUCUAUCUUUUCCACUUUAGUUCCAGUCUCGUCUAUAUAAAACCCUUUAAAUGUUCUUAGGUUUAACAACCUUUGGCCUUCCACUUCCACCACCUCCUCUCCGAUCAUGUCAACUGUUAUCGUCUCCAAACCAUCAUCACCAUCUAAAUGGUUCUCCAACAAGAGCUUCAAGUUAAGCCUCCCUCGCCUUCGUUCUUCCAAGUCAAAUGUGUCCAGCCCUCGUGCAUCUCAGACUGAUCAGCUUAUUACCACUCCAAAAACACCCAAAAAUCGAUCAAGAAAAGACCAACUCCGAGAAGUAUUUCGUUAUUUCGACAGUGAUGGUGAUGGGAAAAUCUCAGGUUACGAACUCAGAUCCUACUUUGCAUCCAUUGGGGAGUACAUGUCCCACGAGCAGGCUCAGAGUGUGAUCAAUGAUCUAGACUCAGAUGCUGACAAUUUGAUGGACUUUGAAGAUUUUGUGAAGUUGAUGGAACGUGAUCAUCAAGGUGGAGAUGAUGUUGAUGAAGAUCUCAGAAGAGCUUUUGAGAUGUUUGAAGUGGAGAAAGGGUCUGGUUGCAUUACUCCCAAGGGGUUGCAGACGAUGUUCAGUCGUCUUGGGGACGAAAGAUCCUAUGAAGAGUGUGAAGUCAUGAUUAAGAAAUUUGACCUUGAUGGCAAUGGUGUGCUUGAUUUCCAUGAAUUUAACCAGAUGAUGGCUUAAUCUUCAUAAUAAUCUUUCCGUCUUUGGAUCCCUCGUUGUGGGGUGUGUGUUGGUUUCUUUUGUUAAGCCUUUUAAGGAGGUGGAAGUUAGGUAGUAGUUCCGUGAAACAUGUGGUGGCUUGUAAUGAACAAAAGGUUGUCACGUGUUGUGUUUUAUUUUUGGUAAGGCAUGUGUUGUGUUCAAAGCAUUGAAAAAGGCUAGGCAUACUGUCGGUAUGCUUAGAUAUGUGUUUGUUUAUCUUCUCCUCACUUUGGAAAAGUCCCCUAUGCCUCUCCCAUUGCGAUCUUCCUUUUGGUUGAGCUGCUAGCUCAAGGAAAACAAGCGGCAUACUUAACUUCAUAUAAUCUAUUACAAGUUGUGUGUGUGUGUUUUUUUUUUUUUUUGGUGGGUGCAUGGUAACGUUGUGUUAAUUAUGUAAAUUUAACUAUUUUUAUCAAUUUUAAUGCAUAUAUAUUACUAGCGAGAAAGUUUUCUUGUACAUAAAGGGUGAAUUCUUCACCCACAAAACUAUAGUCAUAAUUACAUGUUCUUUCUAUA